UAGAGGUAUUCGACGAGAGGAACUGGAGAAAAAUUCAAUAAUUUGGAAGUGGGAGAUGCAAGGAGGCAGCACACCUGGCUCGUGCGUAAUAUGGAUACUGCUGCCACGGUCUCUUGAAGAACUGCUGUCACACUAGUGCUCCACCACUGAAGAAGAAGACACCGACUUGUUUUGUGGAUUUACAUCUCAGAACAAUCAAAAGUGUGACACUUACACUUUGCUGCUGGUCGUUUUGAGUGUCCACACACUACACUACACUACAGUAGCUCAGCGCCCUCCAGUCAAAGAUGACAGACAGGGCCCCAUGGUGGAAGGCUUUCAUGCCAAAGAAGAAGAGCGGAGGCUCCAAGGACACCAGUUCAUCCCACACCUUUGACGUUGACUUCGACCCUUUUGCACAAGCCGCUGAGAAGCAAAAAGACCCCACAGCCUCCAAGACCGGCGGCGACCAGUCCCUGUCUCAUCAAGAGUCCAACAAGACCUCCAGCAUCCUCCGUAAUGACACCUAUGACGACUCCCACCUGGAGUCUGUCUUCAACGAGCAGACGUGUCGCAGGAACAUGAACGUGUCACGUUCGGGCCGGUUCAAGGAGAAGCGGAGGGUGCGCUCAAGCCUUCCUGUACAAAACAAAGAGACAGAGAAUGUUGCAUCAGGGAGGGAGGACAUGCGGUGACAGUGAGGAGGAGUAGAUGAUCAAAGACUGCUUUGUUUUGAAAGAUGCUUGAAGAAAAAGAGAGGGCUUUGAGUUCAUGAAGAUGCUUCAUUUUUUUUGAGGCAUUCCAAGAGGUCUGCUGUAUGUUUGUGAUGAUGAAGAUGACAAGGAGCAUUCAACUUUUAGCACAAUACUGCAAGAAUGAGGUUAUGUGGUCCAUGAAAUAUUGGAAAUGUGGACAUUUUUGUUGAUAGACCUUUGCCAGAAGGCCACAGAAACAAUGAUAAAUGACCUGAAAUCAAUUAUAUUUGUUCUUAGGGUGGUUACCGAACCAUUUUGCCAACAAUAUCCCGCAGCUCAAAAGAAGAUAUACAAUGUUAUUGCUGUAAACACUUAAGAGCCUAUGUAGUCAAUGCCUUACAGUGUCCUUGUUUCAGUCACGUACUGUGUCAUCAAUGGACAACUCCUAAAAUUACCGACAACCUUUUAAGAAAACACAAACCUCGAAUGCAAUUUUCUGUGUGAUAUGCUCCUGGAAAAUAUUGUUGAUGUUUACAUUAUUUCGAUAAUAAUAAUAUUUUAUGUUUGCUAAUGAAGGAUAAGUACAAUGCUCCUUAUACAAAAAAAAUGUUGAUUCUAAAGGGUUAGAAGGAUAUUUAUGAAGGUGUAAAAGGAUUUCAUAAUUAUGUGUGAAAAGAAAUCAGUUAGCAGAAUAAAUCAAAUGAUGCGAACAGCUUUUAGUCAGAUGCACUUGCCAGCACGAUGCAUAAAAUACUUUGAAUGAAGGAUGAAAUCGAGCAUGUUUUAUGACAUAAUGGGUCCAGCUGAAGUAAGAAGCUAUUAUGUUGUGAUAUCCAGCUGAAUGAGCUAUGGCCAUGUAGCCAAAGAAGUAGGAUCCAGAUGUAGUUUGCUUUGCAGGACUACUGUAUUUGGGACCACCUGUGAAUACUUAAAUGAAGGCAAAAUAUGAGAAAUAAAUCAGAUAACU
This is a messenger RNA of Anarrhichthys ocellatus (wolf-eel), 1641 nucleotides long. Its product is annotated as proline-rich protein 15-like. Bases 288 to 674 code for a protein of 128 amino acids. The transcript has 2 exons. The record is from RefSeq and is a predicted model, not a curated record. NCBI's taxonomy places the organism in Eukaryota, Metazoa, Chordata, Actinopteri, Perciformes, Anarhichadidae.